AAAAAAAACAACAAAAUAUGACUUGAAGAGAUUUGUUUUAUUAACUGUCAAUCUUUUAGGAUAUAUUUAAGAAUAAUAUAUUCAUUCUAUAGGUCAACUUUUUUUAUUGAAAUUGUUAAGUAUUUUAAAAAAAAAAUAAAUUUGUGUUAAAGGUACACCAUAUGUUCGUGUUAAUCCUGAAAAAAUAAAAGGAAUUGUUUUAACAAAUAAAUAUGAUUCAUCUCCAGGUUUUAAAAAACCUGAUGAUGCAAGUUUUAAAAUAGCAAAUCAUCUUCUGGAUUUUAUUCUUGAUGAAGUUGAACAUGGAAGAAUUCCAAAAACAUUACUUCCAUUUCAAUCGGGUGUUGGAAAUGUUGCCAAUGCUGUUUUAGCUUGUAUAGCUCAAGAUAAUCGUUUUAAAUCUAUUGAAAUGUAUACAGAAGUAAUUCAAGAUUCAAUAUUUGACUUAAUUGAUAGUGAUAAACUUCGUUUUGCAUCAACAACAGCAUUAACUUUUUCAUCAGAAGGACAAAAAAGAUUUCAUAGAGAUUUAUAUGAACUUAAAUCAAAAUUUAUUUUACGUUCUAUGGAAAUAUCAAAUAAUCCUGAAGUUAUUCGUCGAAUAGGUCUUAUUAUAAUGAAUACAGCAUUAGAAGCUGAUAUUUAUGGAAAUAUUAAUUCAACACAUGUACUUGGUUCUUCUAUGAUGAAUGGAAUUGGUGGUAGUGGAAAUUUUACUAGAAAUGCUUAUAUAUCAAUAUUUAUGACUCCAUCAUUAGCGAAAGAUGGAAAAAUUUCAUCAUUUGUUCCAAUGGUAUCACAUGUUGAUCAUAAUGAACAUUCAGUUCAAAUAAUGGUUAAUGAACAAGGUUUAGCUGAUUUACGUGCUAAAGCUCCAAAACAACGAGCUGAAUUAAUUAUUGAAAAAUGUGUUCAUCCUAUCUAUAAAGAUCUAUUAAGAGAUUAUUUUCGACACCCAUGGCAAACUGGCUCAAUGCAUCCUGAUCAUCGAGCAAAAAAGGAAGCAACAAGUAAAGAUACAGAAAAAGCAGCACAGAAACUUGAUCAAACAGCAGCACCAAAGAAAUAA
This is a messenger RNA of Rotaria sordida, 1069 nucleotides long. The record is from the annotation of a GenBank genome assembly. NCBI's taxonomy places the organism in Eukaryota, Metazoa, Rotifera, Eurotatoria, Philodinida, Philodinidae.